Acipenser ruthenus (sterlet) is the source of this 2431-nucleotide messenger RNA. Its product is annotated as protein cornichon homolog 1. Bases 140 to 622 code for a protein of 160 amino acids. The record is from RefSeq and is a predicted model, not a curated record. Lineage: Eukaryota; Metazoa; Chordata; Actinopteri; Acipenseriformes; Acipenseridae. The transcript has 6 exons. Gene Ontology annotation, biological process: vesicle-mediated transport.
GCACUCCCAGUCAGUUGCUCGUCCUCGCUCUCUUCAUGUACACCUCACAGUGCGCAUGUCUCGCCGCGGUCUCGCGUUGUUUGGCGCCGCUCUCUCCUCUCUCUCGGAUUUCUCAGCGCUGAUGGUUGCGCAGUGAAAGAUGGCGUUCACGUUUGCGGCCUUUUGUUAUAUGCUGGCAUUGCUGCUCACGGCGGCACUCAUAUUCUUCGCCAUCUGGCACAUUAUAGCGUUUGAUGAACUGAAGACGGACUACAAGAACCCUAUAGACCAGUGCAACACGUUGAAUCCUACAGUUGAAAAGGUCAAAAAGAUUAAGAGAGUCAAAAUUGCCUUGAAGCUGGUGCUCCCAGAGUACCUGAUCCAUGUGUUCUUCUGCAUCAUGUUCCUGUGCGCGACGGAGUGGCUAUCGCUGGGUCUCAACAUGCCGCUGCUCGCCUACCAUGUGUGGAGGUACAUGAGCAGGCCGGUGAUGAGCGGCCCUGGCCUCUACGAUCCCACCACAAUCAUGAACGCUGACAUUCUAGCAUUCUGUCAAAAAGAGGGCUGGUGCAAGCUUGCUUUUUACCUGCUCUCCUUUUUCUACUAUCUCUACGGAAUGAUCUACGUUCUGGUGAGCUCCUAAAACCAGGUUGGCUGUAGUCAUGGGUGAGGGGUGAGGAGUGGGAAAGAGGAAAUAAAUAAAGAAAUACAAAAAACAAAACUGCAUGCAAAACUACACCAAUCGACUGGCGAUCUGCAGGGAAGAGCCAUGCUUUUUAUUUGUGGAAGAUUUUGCCUACGGAGUUAAAACAAUAAUAAUAAUGGAACCAACAACCCCAGGGGUAUCCCUCUUCAUCACUGAGGAAAUUAGUUCUGCUGCUUCUGAAAGAGAAAACUUUUUGCCUGAGCUUCGUCCUUCCUUUUUGCCUGAGCUUCGUCCUUUCUUUCUGCUGCCCAUCAUUUCAGAGACUAUUGAAGAUGUUCAGGAUCAUUAUUUAGUUUUUCUUUAUUGUUUUGAUGGAAAAUGAAAGUCAGUAUUCUAUAUUGCCUUUUUUUCCCUUCUCGUAUUUAACUUUUAUGAAAAAUCACUGAUCCUAAUUGUACUUGAUGUUUACAGAAGUUUAUGAUUUUUUUGUGCGUGUCUGCUAUUGUUGCUUGGCAUGUUAGCAGUAGAUCAAGACCACAUUUCUGUAAUAAAUUGUAAGCAGCAAUCUUUUUACACAACAAUUUAUUUUGUGCAUCUUUUGAACUCCACUAAAGUGACUAUCAGUAGUGUGUGUGGCUCAGACUACUUACAAAAAAAAAACACUUUAAUUUGAUUUGCAUCAAUAGAUUAGGCGUGGUAAGGUCUGAAAGUGGAUUGACUAUUUGGGUAACAUUUUAAAGAGCCAUGCUGCGCUGCGGGCUUGCCUGUAAGCUGCCCAGAGCUGCGUUGUCCUUCGACGCUGUAGCUCUUGGGUGGCUGCAUGGUGAGUCCGCAGUGUGAAAAAAAGCGGUCGGCUGAUGGCACAUGCUUCGGAGGACAGCGUGUGCUCGUCUUCGCCCUUCCGAGUCAGAGCAGGGGUGGUAGCGGUGAGCCUAAAAAUAAUUGGCCAUUCCAAAUUGGGGAGAAAAUAAGAAAAACAAUUAGUGACUAUUAAAUUUAAAUAAAUAAAUACACUCCAGCUAGUCUGAAGGAUGAAAAGACCAUAGACCCUGAUUAGCACUAAUACUGGACAACCCAAUGUUAUUUCAGGCAAGGUAAUCCGAGAUUCGUGCUAAUCGGGGUCUGUGAAACCAGUCGCAAAUGUUCUUUAGAAUUAAACUGGCUUAUGUAUAUUUUAUUAUAGUAUUAUGUGGUAAAGCUGUUAGUCCAGCAGGUUGAUAAGAAGUGGGAGUGUGGACUUUGGGAUUGAAAAGUAAAAAUAUUUUAUCUGCACUCAGCAAUUGUCACAAAUAAUAUUUGUUUUACUUAUUUGUGGCGACGUUCUCUUUUAAAUAUGUAGUAAUAAUAUUGUAAGUUUUAAAUGAACCGGCCCACAGUUCUGAUUUCCUGGUUUAACUGACGUUGAACGAGCAAUAUGCUGAAACUAAACUAGGUGCAGAAUACAGAUCAGACUGCACAGGCACUGGGCUGCCACUUCUACCAGCUGGGAGCAUAACCUGCUGUGUCACAAAACUCAUCCGGUUAAAACAGAUGUGUUUCUAAUGUCAAAGCUGGAUAGCAGAAAGAGCAUGGAUGUGCGCAGCAGGGUUUAAAAGAACAGGCUUGUGUGUGUUCAGAGUGAUAUUUAUACAUCCCCACCCUCCAGGUCUGUCAUGCUUUUGGGUGAUAUGUGGUUUGAUAUACUAUAACAUUACUAGAAUUGCUUCCAUGUGCUUUUUAUUUGGUUAUGUACUUUGCAUACUGGUUUCCUUUGGGAUCAUUACCAAGCACACUACGCUGGAUAAAUAAAUACAGUUUCCUGGUUUA